AAAAAAAAAUAAAAAAAACUAGAAGGAAAGCAAUAAGAUGCCAGAAGAAUUGGGAAAAGGGGGCUUAAAUAACGAAAAAAGAGCAAAUGUAGUAGAAAAAAUAGAAUCUGAGAAUAAAUUGGCAAUGAGUAUUCUUCGAAAAAAAAAAAAGCAGAAUAGUCUUAUUGUCGAUGAUGCAGUAAACGAUGACAAUAGCGUGAUUAGUCUAAGCAAUAAUACAAUGGAGAUAUUGCAGCUUUUCCGCGGAGACACUGUUUUAGUCAAGGGAAAAAAGAGGAGAGAUACUGUAUUAAUAGUUCUUGUUGAUGAUGAUAUGGAAGAAGGUGUCGCGCGAAUUAAUAGGGUUGUUCGUAAUAACCUUCGAGUUCGUCUUGGGGACAUUAUCACAAUUUAUCCUUGUCCCGAUAUCAAAUAUGCUUCAAGGAUAUCAGUUCUACCUUUGGCAGAUACAGUUGAAGGUCUUACUGGAUCUCUUUUUGAAGUUUAUCUUAAACCAUAUUUUGUUGAGGCUUACAGACCUGUACGCAAAGGCGAUCUUUUUACAGUACGUGGUGGGAUGCGUCAAGUGGAAUUCAAAGUUAUUGAGAUCGAUCCCUCUGAAUAUGGUAUUGUCGCACAAGAUACAAUUAUACAUUGCGAGGGAGAACCUAUUAAUAGAGAGGAAGAAGAAAGCAAUCUUGCUGAUGUAGGAUAUGAUGAUAUUGGAGGAUGCAGAAAAAAAAUGGCACAAAUUCGCGAAUUGGUUGAAUUACCUCUUCGUCAUCCACAACUCUUUAAAAGUAUCGGUAUUAAGCCUCCUAAAGGAAUUCUUCUAUACGGUCCUCCUGGGACAGGAAAAACACUUAUGGCUAGAGCUGUUGCUAAUGAAACAGGGGCCUUUUUUUUUCUUAUUAAUGGUCCUGAAAUAAUGAGUAAAAUGGCUGGCGAAUCAGAAAGCAAUCUUCGAAAAGCAUUUGAAGAAGCAGAAAAAAAUUCGCCCUCUAUUAUUUUCAUUGAUGAAAUUGACUCUAUAGCACCUAAACGUGAAAAAACAAACGGAGAAGUUGAACGUAGAGUCGUUUCACAACUACUUACUUUAAUGGACGGAAUGAAAGCACGUUCAAAUGUAAUCGUAAUGGCAGCUACUAAUCGUCCAAAUUCUAUUGAUCCAGCUCUUCGCAGAUAUGGUAGAUUUGAUAGAGAAAUUGAUAUUUCUAUUCCUGAUCCUACAGGAAGACUUGAGAUUCUUCAAAUCCAUACCAAAAAUAUGAAGUUAGGAGAUGACGUUGAUCUUGAACAAAUUGCAUCAGAAACUCAUGGUUAUGUUGGAAGUGAUAUCGCAUCUUUAUGUUCUGAAGCAGCUAUGCAGCAAAUUAGAGAAAAAAUGGAUCUUAUAGAUUUAGAAGAAGAUACUAUUGACGCAGAAGUUCUUGAUUCUUUGGGGGUUACUAUGGAGAAUUUCAGAUUUGCAUUAGGUGUUUCAAACCCAUCAGCUUUGCGUGAGACAAUUAUUGAAGUACCUAAUGUUCGAUGGGAAGAUAUUGGAGGGUUGGAGGAUGUUAAAGCGGAACUUAAAGAGACAAUUCAAUAUCCUGUAGAACAUCCUGAAAAAUUCAUCAAAUUUGGUAUGUCACCAAGCAAGGGAAUAUUAUUCUACGGCCCUCCAGGAACAGGGAAAACUUUACUAGCCAAAGCUAUUGCAAAUGAAUGUGCAGCAAAUUUCAUCUCUGUAAAAGGACCAGAAUUGCUUUCUAUGUGGUUUGGUGAAAGUGAAUCUAAUAUUCGAGACAUUUUUGACAAAGCACGUGCUGCUUCUCCUUGCGUUAUAUUUUUGGACGAGCUUGAUUCUAUAGCAAGAUCUAGAGGAGGUAGUAUUGGUGAUUCUGGAGGAGCUUCCGACCGCGUGGUAAACCAGCUUCUUACUGAAAUGGAUGGGAUGACGUCAAAGAAAAAUGUAUUUGUUAUUGGUGCUACUAAUCGUCCUGAUCAAAUUGAUCCUGCUCUUAUGCGUCCUGGCCGUUUAGACCAGCUAAUUUACGUUCCACUUCCUGAUAUGGCUUCAAGAUUAAGUAUUCUCAAAGCUCAACUUCGUAAUAGUCCUGUUGCUUCAAAUGUUGAUCUUUCUGCAAUUGCAAAAGCAACCCAUGGAUUCUCAGGAGCAGACUUGGCCGGAUUAACUAUGAGAGCUGCAAAAUUAGCAAUUAAAGAAUCUAUAUCCUAUGAAAUUAAAAGAGAAGAAUCUCAGAAAGAAAAAAAAGAUGAAAUAGAAGAUAUAGAGAUGGAUGACCCAGUUCCUGAAAUUACCAGAGCCCACUUUGAAGAAUCAAUGAAAUAUUCACGAAGAUCAGUGCUAGAUUCUGAUCUCAGAAGAUAUGAAAUGUUUGCAAACCAAUUUAAUCAAAACCGAGGUUUUAGCACAUUUAAAUUUGAAGAUUCCGUAAAUAAUAGUAGAGCCGAAAAUUCAUCAGGAGCUAUAUUUGGCGAAGAAACAGGGGAUGAUCUAUACUUAUAG
Pneumocystis murina B123 is the source of this 2491-nucleotide messenger RNA. Its product is annotated as cell division control protein 48. Lineage: Eukaryota; Fungi; Ascomycota; Pneumocystomycetes; Pneumocystales; Pneumocystaceae. The coding region runs from base 38 to 2491 and encodes 817 amino acids. The transcript is spliced from 11 exons. Gene Ontology annotation, biological process: retrograde protein transport, ER to cytosol; autophagosome maturation; mitotic spindle disassembly. The record is from RefSeq and is a predicted model, not a curated record. Gene Ontology annotation, cellular component: VCP-NPL4-UFD1 AAA ATPase complex; cytosol; nucleus. Gene Ontology annotation, molecular function: polyubiquitin modification-dependent protein binding; ATP hydrolysis activity; ATP binding.